GAAUUUUCUGUUUAUACGUAUCUCCAAUUCUCUCUCUCUCUCUGCACUCUCUUGUUUUCAACGAUUUCCGUCUUGUUUCUGCAUUCCUGAUCCGACUAUCCAAAUUCUCUCUGAAAAAGCAAUAUACAUGUAUUUUUCUCUCUCUAGAUCUUCCUUGGUCAUUGGCGUGCAAUUGUUUCUAAUGAGUUGAACAAGAUUUGGGUUCGUGGAUAGUUUCUUCGUGUUGAUUGUGGAUAAAUUUGAGCAUCGAUUGCUGGAAAGGGCGUGCUAGGGCACAGUUGCUGUGCUUUAGAUGAUAACCGUUGCUUGCAGCUAGUGGAGGCUGCAAACAAGCAUGCUGAUAUCAUUUUGGUUGAUAUUUAAUCAUUCUUAUAUUGAAAAGCCAGCUCUUUACUACAUAUUGUAUUUUUUGAUGGAGAUAAGCACAGAAGUGUGCAUACAAUCAGUUGAACAACACUGUUUGAACAGUGUAGAUACGUUUUUGAAGUGGUUAAAAAUCCAUUGAGCUCUGCUUUCAGAAUUUUGUAAAACAGAAUAAUGGAAAGAUACAAAAUAUUGGAAGAAAUUGGUGAUGGAACUGGUGGAAAUGUAUAUAAAGCCGUGAAUAAUGAAACGUUUGAGAUUGUUGCAGUCAAAAGAAUGAAGAGAAAGUUCUAUACCUGGGAGGAAUGUUUAAAUCUACGAGAAGUGAAGUCGCUCCGCAGAUUAAAUCAUCCUAACAUCAUCAAGUUGUUGGAGAUUGUCAGACAAAAUAAUGAGCUGUUCUUCAUAUUUGAGUACAUGGAAUGUAACCUUUACCAAAUAAUGAAAAAUCAACAAAGAUCUCUUUCGGAAGAAGAGAUUCGAGGCUUAAUGUCUCAGGUGCUGCAGGCACUCUCACAUGUGCAUAAACAUGGAUAUUUUCAUCGAGAUCUCAAACCUGAGAAUUUACUAGUUACAAAUAACACCAUAAAGAUUGCUGACUUUGGUCUGGCAAGAGAAUUAUCAUCAUCACCUCCUUAUACUGAUUAUGUAUCUACGCGCUGGUAUCGAGCGCCGGAGGUGCUGUUGCAAUCUGCAUCGUAUACUCCUGCCAUUGAUAUGUGGGCGGUUGGUGCAAUCCUGGCUGAACUUUUCACUUCGUGCCCGAUUUUUCCUGGGGAAAGUGAAAUUGAUCAAUUAUACAAGAUAUGCUGCGUAUUUGGUGCUCCAGAGCGGAAUACCUUUCCAGAGGCUAAAAACAUUUCUCGAUUAGUCGAUAUCACUUAUUCAGCUAUCCAACCAGCCGAUCUUUCUGAUAUGAUUCCGAAUGCCAGCCUGGAAGCAAUUGACUUGAUUAAGCAACUUUGUUCGUGGGAUCCAUCAAAGAGGCCAACGGCAGAUCAAUGCUUGGAGCAUCCCUUCUUCCAUGUUUCUGAACGGGUGCCUCGUUUACCUGGGGAUGCACUUAAACUAAGUUUAGGACCUCUAGGAUCUGAACCUAAUCUUGAAUUGGACUUGUGGACCUUUGGCACUUCAACUGAUGAGUGCUUUCUUGGCUUGUCGUUGGCAGUAAAACCCAGCGCUCCGAACUUGGAGACGGUCCACACAAAUCAAGGCGCCAAAGAAGAUAUGAUGAUCUGCCCCAGUUUUGUCGAACAUUCACAACAAUCAGUGUUCUGGUCGCUGUUUCCCACUAAUCACCACGUAAUAACUACAUCAGCAGCGGAGCCUUCCCUUUCCCUAUCUUUCAGUCCUGCUUCAACUCCAUCGAUCGGAGUUUCACAGUCAACAGGGUGCGCAAUGUCCCCAUUCCAGUCGAGUAUUUUGGACCGGCCGUUUCUGGCCACCUCGGCUGGCUUCCAGCAGGGUCAUUACCUCUGAGAUAUACAUUCUUACAAGGAAUUCUUGCUGUCAAUACCAGAUAUAUAUAUAUAUAUAUAUAUAUAUAUAUAUACUUGUAAAGAAUCACUCUUUCCCCUUUCACAAUUAUAAGGAAUGAAUGCAUAGAUACAGAUAGAUAUAGUAUAGAUGUAACGCUUGAUGUUUAUGAUCUGUAUCUCCUCUUUGAAGGUUGAAAUUUUUUGACCCAAAUUAAAAAUUUUGAGUCUUGACUAUUUAAAUUAUCGUUUAUAUA
Salvia hispanica is the source of this 2095-nucleotide messenger RNA. RefSeq names its product serine/threonine-protein kinase MHK-like. NCBI's taxonomy places the organism in Eukaryota, Viridiplantae, Streptophyta, Magnoliopsida, Lamiales, Lamiaceae. The record is from RefSeq and is a predicted model, not a curated record. Gene Ontology annotation, biological process: protein phosphorylation. Gene Ontology annotation, molecular function: ATP binding; protein kinase activity.